This is a messenger RNA of Ambispora gerdemannii, 156 nucleotides long. The record is from the annotation of a GenBank genome assembly. NCBI's taxonomy places the organism in Eukaryota, Fungi, Glomeromycota, Glomeromycetes, Archaeosporales, Ambisporaceae.
CAAUCAGUUAAUAGCUCGGAAGAAGAAUCAAAUGAGACUGAAACUGAUGGAUCCGAAGUCGAGUCUACACCGGACUGGCAUGGACAUUCUUGGUCAUCUACCUGGAUGACACUAAUAUCCACUUGCCGACCUUUGGAAGUUACCUCGACCACCUAG